AUGACUUCCUCCGCCUUAUCAUCAACCGAUAAGCAACAAAACGGAAAAUUUGUACCAAAUGAUCAUAACGCACUACAGAAGCAUGUCUUCUUCUUUGAUAGGAAUCAAGAUGGCAUAGUUUAUCCCUGGGAGACAUUUCAAGGUUUUCGUUCAAUUGGUUGUGGUAUCUUGUUAUCUACUGCCAGCGCCUUUCUGAUCAAUAUGGCUCUCAGCCACAAAACUCGACCGGGGAAGUUUCCUUCUCUAUUGUUCCCUAUUGAGGUUAAGAACAUCCAGCGGGCCAAACAUGGGAGUGAUUCUGGUGUGUAUGACAGCGAAGGAAGGUUUGUUCCUGAAAAGUUUGAAGAAAUUUUCAGAAAACAUGCACGUUCACAUCCAAAUUCCUUAACAUCAGACGAACUGAUGGGAAUGCUCAAGGCUAACAGAGAACCUAAGGACUUCAGAGGAUGGGUUGCUGCCUAUACAGAAUGGAAGAUCCUAUACGAUCUUUGCAAGGACAAGAAUGGUUUGCUUCACGAAGAUAUAGUUAGAGCUGUCUAUGAUGGAAGCCUAUUUGAACGGAUGGAGAAGGAAAGAGCAUCAGCCAAAAAGAAAGCGUAA
Messenger RNA from Dovyalis caffra, 600 nucleotides. The record is from the annotation of a GenBank genome assembly. Lineage: Eukaryota; Viridiplantae; Streptophyta; Magnoliopsida; Malpighiales; Salicaceae.